Molecule: messenger RNA, 2043 nt
Organism: Macrosiphum euphorbiae (potato aphid)
Lineage: Eukaryota; Metazoa; Arthropoda; Insecta; Hemiptera; Aphididae
Source: the annotation of a GenBank genome assembly
AUGGAACCAUUAAGAGCAUCCAAAGUAAAUUCCAAGUAUUAUAAUAAAUUGCACAGUUCUAGAGCCCUGACUAUUCCAAUUAUUAGAUGUGAAGUAUUCAAUAGAGUUAUUAAAGAAGAGUUUAUUGAUAAUACAGACCAUACGAAUGAGAAUCAUUUAUUACAAACGGGACCUAAAUGUGAAUUUGAAGAGGAAAUAAACCCCAGUGAUCCCAAAAUAAAAAUCGAAAAGGAUUUGAACGAUGGUAAUGUGUUCCAAGGAUCAGUUAAAAAUGAGUGCCACUCUACGGAAUUAAGUAUUCAUAUGAAUUCGGACAAUACAUCAAACCCCAGUGAUCCCAAAAUAAAAAUUGAAAAGGAUUUGAACGAUGGUAAUGAGUUCCAAGGAUCAGUUAAAAAUGAGUGCCACUCUACGGAAUUAAGUAUUCAUAUGAAUUCGGACAAUACAUCAAACUUAAGUAAAACAUUUUCAAAUUUGAAUGAUUUUAAAGUCAAUAAUAAACUUCAAACUCAUAAUAAUAAUCAAAAACGUAAUAUCUCCGAUAAAUUAUUAUUUAACUCAAAAGCAUACUUCACAAAACAUUCUAAGAUUCAAACUAGCAAAAUAAAAAAAAGGUUUGUUUGUGACAAUUGUAAAAAGUCAUAUUCCACUAAAUCAGAUCUGAUUACACACAUAUUGUGUUGUACGGGAGCAAAGCUCUAUAAAACUGAUAUUUGUGAUAAAGGGGUUUCUCAAGCAGGUUUAAAAAAGAAUAAAAGAACACAUACUGGAUUAAAGUCAUAUAAAUGUGAUAUCUGUGCUAAAGUGUUUACUCAAUCAGAAAACUUAAAAAAGCAUAAAAGAACACAUUCUGGUGAGAAACCAUUCGUAUGUGAUAUCUGUGAUAAAGGGUUUACUGCAGCUGCAACUUUAAAAAUUCAUAAAAGAACACAUUCUGGUGAGAAACCAUACGUAUGUGAUAUCUGUGAUAAAGGGUUUACUGCAGCUGCAAGUUUAAAAAUUCAUAAAAGAACACAUUCUGGUGAGAAACCAUUGGUAUGUGAUAUCUGUAAUAAAGGGUUUACUGCAGCUACAAAUUUAAAAAAGCAUAAAAGAACACAUUCUGGUGAGAAACCAUUCGUAUGUGAUAUCUGUGAUAAAGGAUUUACUCAAUUAGAAAACUUAAAAAAGCAUAAAAGAACACAUUCUGGUGAGAAACCAUUCGUAUGUGAUAUCUGUGAAAAAGUGUUUACUCAAUCAGAACACUUAAAAAAGCAUAAAAGAACACAUUCUGGUGAGAAACCAUACGUAUGUGAUAUCUGUGCUAAAGUGUUUACUCGAUCAGAAAACUUAAAAAUUCAUAAAAGAACACAUUCUGGUGAGAAACCAUUCGUAUGUGAUAUCUGUGAUAAAGGGUUUACUGCAGCUGCAUAUUUAAAAAUUCAUAAAAGAACACAUUCUGGUGAGAAACCAUACGUAUGUGAUAUCUGUGCUAAAGUGUUUACUCAAUCAGAAAACUUAAAAAAGCAUAAAAGAACACAUUCUGGUGAGAAACCAUUCGUAUGUGAUAUCUGUGAUAAAGGGUUUACUGCAGCUGCAACUUUAAAAAUUCAUAAAAGAAUACAUUCUGGUGAGAAACCAUACGUAUGUGAUAUCUGUGAAAAAGUGUUUACUCAAUCAGAAUACUUAAAAAUUCAUAAAAGAACACAUUCUGGUGAGAAACCAUACGUAUGUGAUAUCUGUGAUAAAGGGUUUACUGGAGCUGCAAAUUUAAAAAUGCAUAAAAGAACACAUUCUGGUGAGAAACCAUACGUAUGUGAUAUCUGUGAUAAAGGGUUUACUGCAGCUGCAAAUUUAAAAAUGCAUAAAAGAACACAUUCUGGUGAGAAACCAUACGUAUGUGAUAUCUGUGAUAAAGGGUUUACUCAAUCAGAACACUUAAAAAAUCAUAAAAGAACACAUUCUGGUGAGAAACCAUACGUAUGUGAUAUCUGUGAUAAAGCGUUUACUCAUGGUGGAGGUUUAAAAAAGCAUAAAAGGACACAUACUGGAACCAAGCCGUGA